AUGAUUGCUGAAUCAAGCGAUGAGACGGAUAAUCAAGCUGCAGGGGCAAAACAGGCAGCACCAUUUCCUCUUGCUUCACAAACUGGAACAUAUCAACAGAAUAUUAAGCAGUACAAGUUUCCAAUCAAUAAUUCCUACAGACCAUCACAAAAUAGGCGGUGUCCUGCGUGCGAUAGCUCGGUCUAUCCUUACUGCGCAGAGAAAUUGUUGCACGAUGCAUGUUGUUGCACAGAUCCUUACAUUCAUGAUCUUCCUUAUCAAUGCAGAUUGGCGGAUUGUCGAUUUCUUCAUGCGAACACAUGCCGGGAACACAAACUAAUUGCUACUUGUUGCUGCAGCGACGAUUACCGGUCGUUAUUGAAGAAUUUUUCAGACGUCCAAAACUAG
Dufourea novaeangliae is the source of this 387-nucleotide messenger RNA. RefSeq lists its product as uncharacterized. The transcript has 3 exons. NCBI's taxonomy places the organism in Eukaryota, Metazoa, Arthropoda, Insecta, Hymenoptera, Halictidae. Bases 1 to 387 code for a protein of 128 amino acids. The record is from RefSeq and is a predicted model, not a curated record.